AUGGUCAAGGAGACAAAGCUCUACGAUACCCUAAAUGUCAAGCCUGAGUCUUCUCAGGACGAGAUCAAAAAGGGAUAUAAGAAAGCAGCCUUGAAAUGGCAUCCAGACAAGAACAAAAACAGCCCCGAUGCGGCUGAAAAGUUCAAAGAAUGCUCGCAAGCAUACGAGAUUCUUUCCGACCCCGAAAAGCGUAAGAUUUAUGAUCAAUAUGGUCUCGAAUUCCUCCUACGUGGUGGUACCGCUCAACCCGAAAGCGGUGCUGGUGCCGGCGGCAACCCCUUUGCAGCUGGAGGUAUGCCUGGCGGAUUCAACUUCGAAGGCGGUAUGCCUGGUGGAGGCACCCGGACUUUCCACUUUAACACCGGUGGCGGUGGUGCUGGCUUUGGUUUCAGCAACCCCGAAGAAAUCUUUGCCGAGUUCAUGCGCAACGGAGCCGGUGGUAUGCAUGGCGGCGUUGAUGAUGAUGACAUGGCAGGCGUGUUUGGUGGGUUCGGCGGAGGUCCUCGCAGCCGUGCUUCACGCACGCGAUCAGGCUUUGAGGGACGAGCCAGGGAAACGACACCCGAGGUUACAACCGUCGAGCGACCUCUACCUCUGACUCUCGAGGAGUUGUUCAAUGGUGUUACCAAGAAGAUGAAGAUUAAGCGUAAGACGUUUGAUGAUUCUACCCAGAAGCGGGUGCAGACCGAUCAAAUUCUCGAAGUCCCCAUCAAGCCUGGUCUGAAGAAGGGCUCCAAGAUCAAGUUCAACGGAGUCGGUGAUCAAGUAGAGGGAGGUCGCCAAGAUCUUCACUUCAUUGUCGAAGAGAAGGAACACCCUCUCUACAAGCGCGAGGACAACGACCUCGUACACACCGUCACCCUCGACCUCAAGGAGGCCCUAACUGGAUGGCGAAGAACGGUGACCACAAUCGAUGGUCGACAGCUGAACCUAGAGAAGGGAGGCCCUACCCAGCCCAACGGCGAGGAGCGUUAUCCCGGCCUGGGCAUGCCGAUUUCGAAGAAACCAGGCCAGCGAGGCGACUUUGUUGUCAAGUACAACAUCAACUUCCCAUCAAGUUUGACUGCAGACCAGAAGCAGAAGCUGAGGGAGAUCCUAUAG
Fusarium venenatum is the source of this 1101-nucleotide messenger RNA. RefSeq lists its product as uncharacterized. Gene Ontology annotation, molecular function: protein-folding chaperone binding. Gene Ontology annotation, cellular component: cytosol. The record is from RefSeq and is a predicted model, not a curated record. NCBI's taxonomy places the organism in Eukaryota, Fungi, Ascomycota, Sordariomycetes, Hypocreales, Nectriaceae. Gene Ontology annotation, biological process: translational initiation.